This is a messenger RNA of Cercospora beticola, 3082 nucleotides long. Its product is annotated as zinc finger MYND domain-containing protein. Lineage: Eukaryota; Fungi; Ascomycota; Dothideomycetes; Mycosphaerellales; Mycosphaerellaceae. Gene Ontology annotation, cellular component: MUB1-RAD6-UBR2 ubiquitin ligase complex. The record is from RefSeq and is a predicted model, not a curated record. Gene Ontology annotation, biological process: establishment or maintenance of cell polarity; ubiquitin-dependent protein catabolic process.
ACAGCAGCAUCUCACUUCACCACUACUACGAAGAGCAAUCCUAUCCAGCCAGCUCCGCCCGAGUUGGAGGUGAGAACAUCGGGUCCAUCGUCGUGCCAAGGCGGCCAGCGCUUCGCCGUCGUCUUGCAUCGACCAACUGGAAUCCUCUCCUUACAAACUUCCUGCCACACCCCGUCGGCGCGACGACCACUGACACACGAUCCGCCACACGCACGCACUCCCAGCGCUACCGUCCCAGCACAGCACAGCACCCGGCGUGCUGCAGUCGCGCGCCUUGGGACAGUGCAGCUCUCUGCGAGCCACCGAGUAGAGCGGUGCCGAGCGCGGGACAAAGGACAGCGACGACGCCCACCCACCACCGCCGACAUCACUUCUCCGCCCGCACCGGCCAGCACGACGUCCGCGGUCCAUCGUCGCCGUCGUAGCCCACUACCGCUGCUGGGAACCCGUUCGACGUCGGUGCAUCUCUCGAGAUUCUUCCUCCUUGCCCCAUCUGCGUCGGCCCCAUCGCCUGCCACCGCCCGACGCAGCAAAGCAAAGCACCCUACGCUUGCUUGCCGUACCGAGUCCAUCGAAUUUGCUGUCGCCAGCACCGCAAUCGCCUCAUCCCUCGCGUGUCCCAUCUCGAUCAAACUGGCCUCCGGUCCCGUGGAGUGGCUGGCGCGACGCAAACAUGCGUGAGGUCAACUUCAGCAUCCCCAACGCAAACAAGGCGUCAGUCGGCAUCACGACCGCCCUCUAUGACCGCCGUGCGUUGGACUGUACUUCGACACUACCGCUCAUCAAUUCGCUCAACAAUCUCGCAUACCUGACCACCUCCUCGGGCCGCAUCCGGGACAUUCUCACCGUCGAUGGCGGUAUCGAGCGCCUAGUAUGCAUUCUCAAAGAAGGGCGGAGUAAGGACAUGAUGGAGAUGUGGAAGUGGAAUCUGGCCUUUCAGUGCAUCGUGAACAUUGGUGUGAGGGGGUCGGAAGCAGUGCGGACACGAGUGGUAGAAGCCGACGUGGUUCCUGUAAUCGCGACUAUUCUGGACAAUUACUUCCAAGUCGUGGAGAAGAGCAGGGAACGAAUGGAGUUGGAAAACCGGAAGAAGUGCCCAUUUGGCUCAUCUCGAAGCUUUUCCAGGUCCUCUAAUAGAACAGAUACCCAGGACCAGCGGAGUGGCAGGAGUCGACGCCAUGCGCCUCCGCCCAUUUCCAUCCCGGAGCCCGGUGAAUCCCCUGAGGAAGAGCAGAGCGGCGAAAUCACGCCUACUGUACACACCGCGAACCUAUCUCUGAGCUCGCCUCCGGAACGAACUACCUUUUCGCGUCAGAACCCUCGAACUACUGGUGGGCGGGUACAAUUCACUUCGCCGACUGCAACCAGCCGACAACCAGAGCCUCCCAUGUCCUCUCUAACACUACAGAGUAACGCCUUCGUGCGGCCUGUGCGCGACGCCGAUCGGCUACCCUCGAUGAUGCCAACCUUGCAUGCGGAGCUGAGCUCGCAGCCGCAAUCCCCCACCACUCCUGGCGCUCCUGUUCAACAAGCAGAGAGCAGUCGGCCUCGGCGAAGACCUUCGAUUCGUCACCAGCUCUCCAUCUCCGGGUCAGACGACGAUGGCCAGAUCGAAGAGGCCGCAGAAGAGCAAUCUACUGGAGUCGAGUCAGAACCAAUGGUGGGUAUAACUGGCACGGAUAUCGCCAUGGAGGACAUCAGAGCAGACAUUGAGACACAAAACAACGGUGUUGCUCUGACCGCGUUACCGGAUGUGCGGAACCUCGACGACGAGAGCUUCCAUCUCCAGCAGCCAUCGAACGACGGCAGUCACACGGCUACGCCAACCCAAGGGCAAGCCACUGUUGUACAGACACAACUUCCAGCCACUGGCCCAGUUCACGCCACCCCGCCAACCCUGCAACAACCACCGACGUGGUACCCGCAAAGAGGAUUGCCGCUUGAUCGACCAGCGCCGGCGAGCAUCUUGGCCGCCAUGCCUCGCGACGAGGACGUACUCAUGUCACUGCAGCUGCUUGCGUACGUCUCGAAAUACUGCAACCUUCGAUCAUACUUCCAGCAAUCACAUCUUGUACCACGACUGAAGAUCGACCGCGAGCUGAAAAUGCUGGAUCCGGACUAUAAUCCGGCCUCGCACUCGCUUCCGACACAGGAAGAGCUUGACGAGGAGUGGGACAACGAGUUCGUCAAAAAGGAUGAUGAGAAGCCGUACAACAUAUUCCCAUUGAUUGAAAAGUUCACCGCAAAAUCCUCCUCUCGGCACGCGCAGAACCCUCCUUCGCCGCAACAGGGAGACAUGCAAUACUGGGCCGGGGUAGUGAUGCGGAAUCUGUGCCGGAAGGAUGACAGCAGAGGCGGCAUCAGACAGUGCGCAUACUGGCAAUGCGGCAAAUGGGAAGAAUUUACCCGCCAAUUCGCAAAAUGUCGGAGGUGCAGGCGGACCAAAUACUGCAGCAAAGAGUGCCAGAAGGGUGCCUGGGGUAGCCACCGCUUCUGGUGCGUCGCAGCUGAAGACAACCGAGAAGGAGAGGCGGGCGCCAGCGGAGAGCAUAGGCACCGCUCUCACCGUCAUCACCAUCACCAGAGUGGACACUGAAGGGCUGAAGCGUCCAAACACAACUAAUGCUCACGUUAUGUGAGUCCCGCCCUUGGAUUGAGCGUUCCUCUUCAUUGUCAUUUACGAAAGCAUUGCAUUGCAUGGCAUGGCAUGGCGCUGGCAAAGGCGUUCGAGCACAUUUUGUCACCAACUGAGGUCGUUGAUGAUUUGCGACCUCCACGAAACUGAUCUAAAUUAUACCAUCGAAGACAUGACAGCGAAUUGCUUCUGCCGCAUAUCAUCAUGCCUCGGGUCACGACAUAGGAGCAUUGGAGCCCUUUAAUUGGAAAGAGCUUCGUUAUUGGAUCAUGAUACCAUUAUGAGCAAAUCUGCUUAUUUGCUUUGUUGUUUUUUUUUUUUUAUACGGAAUGGGAUGGGAUGGGGCGAAUUGGCAUAGGUACAGUGAUCCUACUGCUGAAUGAGAAGAUUCAAGGAAUGUCCGACAUUGUGCGUGGUGCAUGACGAGUACCUGUAGCUAGGUGGAGC